This is a messenger RNA of Emiliania huxleyi CCMP1516, 1254 nucleotides long. RefSeq lists its product as hypothetical. Gene Ontology annotation, cellular component: cytoplasm. Gene Ontology annotation, biological process: cytoplasmic translation. Lineage: Eukaryota; Haptophyta; Isochrysidales; Noelaerhabdaceae. The record is from RefSeq and is a predicted model, not a curated record. The transcript is spliced from 3 exons. Gene Ontology annotation, molecular function: GTPase activity; GTP binding. The coding region runs from base 1 to 1254 and encodes 417 amino acids.
AUGUCGCUCGUCGCAAAGAUCGAGGACAUCGAGUCGGAGAUCGCGCGCACGCAGAUCAACAAGCAGACCAUGGCUCACCUCUGCUCGCUGCGCGCCAAGCUCGCCAAGUACAAGCGCGAGCUGGUCGCCGAUCCCAAGGGUGGCGGCGGCGGGCCGGGCGAGGGCUUCGACGUGCGCGCGACGGGCGACGCGCGCGUCGGCUUCGUCGGAUUCCCGUCCGUGGGCAAGUCCACGCUGCUCACCUCGCUCACCGACGUCGCCUCCGAGGCUGCUUCGUACGAGUUCACGACGCUCACGUGCAUCCCGGGCAUCAAGUACUGGAAAGGGGCGAAGAUCCAGCUGCUUGACCUGCCGGGGAUCAUCGAGGGCGCGCGGGACGGCAAGGGCCGCGGCCGGCAGGUGAUCGCGGUCGCGCGCACCUGCUCGUGCCUCAUCAUCGUCCUCGACGCGAUGAAGGACAUCGCGCAGAAGAAGAUCAUCGAGCGCGAGCUGGAGGGGGUGGGGAUCCGGCUCAACAAGCAGCCGCCCGACAUCAGGGUGGAGAAGAAGGUGUCGGGAGGCAUCAACUUCGCCGCCACCUGCAAGCUCACCCACCUCGACGAGGACUCGAUCAAGGCUCCGCGCCCUGGACCGCGCCUCACGACACACGGCAGACGCCGGCUCGCAUCCCCGACACAUCCCCGACACGCGAUCCUCACCGAGUACCGCAUCAUGUCCGCCACGGUGCGGAUCAACUGCGACGCGACGCCCGACGACCUCAUCGACGCCAUCGAGGGGAACCGCGUCUACAUGCCCUGCGUCUACGCGCUGAACAAGAUUGACGCCAUCACGAUGGAGGAGCGACGCGCACGCCCCGCGGGACGCCCUUCCCCGCCCUCCUCUCCCCACCCCCUCUCCGCCCGGCCCCUUCCCGAGCUCGACAUCCUCGACCAGAUCCCGCACUACUGCCCGAUCUCGUCGCACUACCAGUGGAAUCUAGACGGGCUGAUGGACAUGGUCUUCGAGUACCUGAGCAUGACGCGCGUCUACACGAAGCCGAAAGGCCAGAUGCCCGACUACGAGGCGCCCGUCAUCAUCCGCGGCUCGCAGAAGCCCACCGUCGAGGUCUUCUGCAAGAAGAUCCACCGGCAACUCAUCCACGACUUCAAGUACGGCUGGGUGUGGGGAUCUUCCGUCAAAUUCAACCCGCAAAAGGUGGGCAAGGCGCACCUGCUGCACGACGAGGACGUCUUGCAGAUCGUGAAGAAGAUCUGA